AUGGCUUCAUUUGUUUCGACCGAUUGUAUCCUCCCCAUUGGAUUUGUGAGUGGCCAAGAUCGUUCCUGUGCUACAACCAACAUUUUACAUCUUCAUAAUGCUCCUAAAACCCCAAGCCCUCUCUCCAUUUCGCUCUCUCUGCGAGAUGCAGAAGUUACGCCACGCAUUGCUGUUCAGAGCAAGGGUCGAUCAUCUUUGACACGGACAGAUGCUGUGCGGCAUCUGACAGGUUCUGUUACCAAAGCCCACGGACUUCGUUUUGCUGUGGUUGUUGCACGAUUUAAUGAAAUCAUUACCAAGCAGCUGUUGGAGGGAGCUUUGGGUACUUUUAAGAAUUAUUCAGUUCAAGAUGAGGACAUUGAUGUUGUAUGGGUGCCUGGUAGUUUUGAAAUUGGUGUCGUCGCAGAAAGACUAGGAAAAUCGGGCAAAUAUCAUGCAAUCUUAUGCAUAGGAGCUGUGAUACGGGGAGACACCACCCACUAUGAUGCAGUUGCUAAUUCAGCAGCAUCUGGAGUGCUUUCAGCCGGUCUAAACUCAGGUGUUCCAUGCAUAUUUGGUGUUCUUACAUGUGAUAAUAUGGAUCAGGCUCUAAAUCGUGCUGGUGGCAAAUCUGGAAAUAAGGGUGCUGAGGCUGCAUUGACUGCAGAUGGCUACGCCAUCUCUUGGAAAUUUCUUCAACAUGAUAUGAGUCUCCAACAACAAGUGGUAGUAAAGCAGGCAAGCGCUUGGGUGAUGACUAUCAAGAUGCCAAAGGGGGAUUAUAAAUUGGGGUUGGAGAGGUGUAAGAACCAUUUACAAUGGAUUACUCCUUGUAUUGGCUAUCAACUUUUGGGACCUUGGGUUGCUGUUGCUGUUGCUUGUUCAAUUGGAGUGUACUUGCAGAGGGUUGAAAUUCAUCUACAAAAUCUCCGCUUGGGUCAAGAGGAUGGGGUAAAUGAUAGUCUAGGUGGGAUGCCAAAUCUUGAAGAUAUAGUUCAAGAGGAUCAAGGCUUGAAGAUUGUUACUCCUCAUGUAGUAGCAGCUACUAUGGGUGUGGAAAUUAAUAGGAGUCUCUGUACUCCUAGGAUUCAGGCUAAACUGAUUAUAGCUAGUGGCGGGCAUACUAGGGUUUCAAGACACCUUGCUUAA
Molecule: messenger RNA, 1128 nt
Organism: Sphenostylis stenocarpa
Lineage: Eukaryota; Viridiplantae; Streptophyta; Magnoliopsida; Fabales; Fabaceae
Source: the annotation of a GenBank genome assembly